AUGAGUGAAAAAUCCUACAUUGUACAAUUGAAAGACACUACCGAUGUGAACAAGGUAAAAUCUGAUUUGGAAGCAUCUGGCGUUAAAAUCGGUCAUGUCUAUGAUACCGUUUUUAAGGGAUUCAGUGUUACUCUCCCCGAGAACUCUGUAAGCACUCUGGAUGCUCAUCCUGAAGUUCAACAUUAUGAAGCCGACAAGGAAAUGCAUACCACAAAGAAGGAUUAA
Molecule: messenger RNA, 225 nt
Organism: Schizosaccharomyces osmophilus
Lineage: Eukaryota; Fungi; Ascomycota; Schizosaccharomycetes; Schizosaccharomycetales; Schizosaccharomycetaceae
Gene: pbi2
Product: vaculoar proteinase B inhibitor Pbi2
Exons: 3
Coding region: 1-225 (74 amino acids)
Biological process (GO): vacuole fusion, non-autophagic
Molecular function (GO): endopeptidase inhibitor activity
Source: RefSeq, a predicted model, not a curated record